Molecule: messenger RNA, 2340 nt
Organism: Zonotrichia leucophrys gambelii
Lineage: Eukaryota; Metazoa; Chordata; Aves; Passeriformes; Passerellidae
Gene: SLC41A3
Product: solute carrier family 41 member 3
Exons: 11
Coding region: 182-1639 (485 amino acids)
Biological process (GO): monoatomic cation transport
Cellular component (GO): plasma membrane
Molecular function (GO): monoatomic cation transmembrane transporter activity
Source: RefSeq, a predicted model, not a curated record
CUUCACACUGCUUGUGCUCUUCUCUGCUGGGUUGUUUCCAUACAGGAAACCUGAGGGAAAGUCUGUUAUUGUACCCUGGCUCAACAAGUGACCCAAUGGCAAAGGCAACUGAGAGUUGAGUGCCUACAACAAGGGGAAGCAAUGAGAUAAAGAAGAAAAACUGUGAUCCAAGAAAGCCACCAUGAAGGGUGAGGAAGCUCGGCAGAGGAGGAAAGAGGGCAGGUCCAGGAAUGGAGAGCGACCCCGGCACAGAGGAAAGAGCAAGGGUAAACACAGGGAGAGCAGGCUUGGCAGCCAGGAGCCAGAGGAUGUCUCUCUGCAGGCACAGCAGAAGCUGCUGGCUGAGGAGAAAGCAGCCAUGGCAAAGGCACAGGAAGAGUCAGCAAUCUCAAUCUGCCUGCAAGUGCUCCUGCCAUACCUCCUGGCUGGGCUGGGAAUGGUCUUGGCAGGCAUGGUUUUGGAUUAUGUUCAGCACUGGGAUGUGUUCCGGACCAUCACAGAAGUUUUCAUCCUGGUUCCUGCCCUGGUUGGCCUGAAGGGAAAUCUGGAGAUGACACUGGCAUCUAGGCUCUCCACUGCUGCUAACACUGGACAGAUGGAUGAUGCCCAGAAGCAAUGGAAAAUGGCCACCUGCAACCUAGCCCUUAUCCAGGUCCAGGCCACUGUGGUGGGGCUGCUGGCUGCUGUGGCUGCUGUGAUCCUGGGAGCCAUCUCCAAGGGGUCUGUGGAGCUGAGCCAGGCUGCUGUGCUGUGUGCCAGCAGUGUCACCACGGCCUUCAUUGCUGCCCUUUCCCUUGGUCUGGUGAUGAUUGGUGUGAUCAUUGGAGCCAGGAAAGUUGGGAUCAACCCAGACAAUGUCGCCACACCCAUAGCAGCAAGCCUGGGAGAUUUGAUAACCCUUUCCCUCCUGGCAGGAAUCAGCAGCACACUCUUCAAAUACAUAGAUGUGAAGUACCUUUCUCCUCUGAUCUGUGCUGUGUUCAUUGUCAUGAUCCCUCUCUGGGUUGCCAUUGCCAAGCAAAGUCCUUCCCUGGCUGAAGUGCUGAAGUCCGGCUGGCAGCCGGUCAUUGUUGCCAUGAGCAUCAGCAGCAUUGGUGGGCUCAUCCUGGACAAAACUGUGACUGACCCAAACUUUGAAGGCAUGGCAGUUUUCACACCUGUGAUUAAUGGUGUUGGAGGGAAUCUGGUUGCCAUCCAAGCCAGCCGAAUUUCUACAUUCCUGCACUUCUGGAGCAUGCCUGGAGUUUUGCCAUACAAGAUGAGGCAGAACUGGCCCAACCCAUGCACCACGUUCUUCUCAUCAGGGGUGAAUUCCAAGUCAGCCCGAGUGCUGUUCCUGCUGGUCAUCCCAGGGCACCUGGUGUUUCUCUACACUAUCCACCUGCUGCAGGGGGGCCACACAUCCCUGUCCUUCACCUUUGUGAUGUUCUACCUGACUGCUGCUCUGCUGCAGGUGGGGAUCCUGCUCUACGUGGCCGACCUGCUCGUGCGCCUGAUGUGGAGGAAGGCUCUGGACCCAGACAAUUUCUCCAUCCCCUACCUCACAGCCCUGGGGGACCUGCUGGGCACUGGGUUCCUGGCCAUCUGCUUCCGCCUGGUGUGGCUCAUCCAUGGCACAGACAUGAACCUGGGCAACUGAGAGUGCCUGUGCUGCUCUCGCCCCUGCUGUGACACGGUGCCCCCCUCCAGUGAAUGCCUGGCACUCUGUGCUGGCUCACCUGGCUGGGCUGGGCCCCCCCUGCCACCCUGCCCACCCCCUGCCCUCCCCACCGUGCCUUACAGCCAGCCCCAGCAAUCAGCACCCACAAACUCCUGCCCUCAGAGGGGAGCAAAGCGGAUUGAAGGAGCACCCCCUGCUCACACCUGCAAACAGGGCAACAAGGAGCAGUUGGGCCACUGGGGAGGACGGAAAAGAAGAAGGGAGGAAGGAGCAUUUGGGCCAUGGUGUCAAUCCCCAGCACUGAGACAGCCCUGAGGCUGCUCCAGAGCCUGCCCAGGUCACUGUGUCUGAUCCUGCCAGGGGAUGCUGCAGCCCCUCCAUCCUCUGACUUUCCACCAAGGGAAAUUCUUUAUUCACCCCACUUUUCUCCUGCUCCUGGAGUAGCAGAGCAACCAGGUCAGAGCUCAAUAUCUGAGGCAGUGAGCUGCUGGCUCAUGCCCAGUGGAGGUUAUCUAGGGAUACCACCUACCUGCCCUGCCAGCAUCCCUGGUCUCUGACCAAAAAGCUGGUUAUGUUGCAUUUUAGGGGCAGGAAGGUUUGUUUUUACGGUUUAUGAAAUGUCCAGUAGUUCAAAUGUUUAUAGAAACACACACAUAAAUAAAGUGGGUAAAAAAAAAAGA